This is a messenger RNA of Carassius carassius (crucian carp), 6912 nucleotides long. RefSeq names its product brefeldin A-inhibited guanine nucleotide-exchange protein 1-like. NCBI's taxonomy places the organism in Eukaryota, Metazoa, Chordata, Actinopteri, Cypriniformes, Cyprinidae. The transcript is spliced from 39 exons. Gene Ontology annotation, molecular function: guanyl-nucleotide exchange factor activity. The record is from RefSeq and is a predicted model, not a curated record. Bases 212 to 5797 code for a protein of 1861 amino acids. Gene Ontology annotation, biological process: regulation of ARF protein signal transduction.
UACGUGCGUGACGUCAUUUCCUUCCAACAUGGCGCAGGCAGCAGGUCGCUGAUGGAAAACUGAGGGAUUUACCCCACCUUCUGGCUUUAUUUAUGUUUCUCUAUUGAGGGCAUCGUCCGCCGGAGAAAAUACUCAAUCAUACGGUCAUAUCUAAAAACCGCGGAUCUAGCCUCCACUGGGACAGGUUCUCCUCGCCCCGUCGCAACGAGUCAUGUAUGAAGGCAAUAAGACGAAAAACAUGUUUUUAACCCGAGCUUUGGAAAAGAUCUUGGCCGACAAGGAGGUGAAAAAGGCUCAUCACUCGCAGCUGCGCAAAGCCUGUGAGGUGGCACUAGAGGAAAUCAAGGAGGAAUCGGAGAAAUUAAGCCCACCGGCUGGGGACAACAAGUCCAGUUCUUUGCCGCCAAUCAAAUCGAAGACCAGCUUCAUUGAAGCAGAUAAGUACUUCCUGCCGUUCGAGUUGGCCUGCCAGUCCAAAUGUCCACGCAUCGUCAUCACCUCUCUAGACUGUUUACAGAAACUCAUAGCAUAUGGUCACCUGACGGGCAGCGCUCCAGACAACACCAUCCCUGGAAAAAAACUCAUCGACAGGAUCAUCGAGACUAUAUGUGGCUGUUUCCAAGGACCGCAGACAGAUGAAGGCAUUCAGUUGCAAAUUAUAAAGGCCUUGCUAACAGCCGUGACCUCACAGCAAAUAGAGAUCCAUGAAGGUACGGUUCUGCAGGCCGUAAGAACGUGCUACAACAUCUAUCUGGCCAGUAAGAACAUCAUCAACCAGACCACGGCCAAAGCCACCCUCACGCAGAUGCUGAAUGUGAUAUUCGCCCGCAUGGAGAACCAAGCACUGCAGGAAGCCAAGCAGAUGGAAAGAGAGAGGCACAGACAGCAUUCACCAGUCAGCCCACAAGAACCAGAGUCUCCUGGAAAGCGGCACAUCAACACCCCUGGCAAAAGCCUGCCCAUGGAGGCCAACGGUGGACCGGGACACCAGCGCAGCAAGGUCGAGGAGGGAUCCCCACCAUACGAGAGUCCUGAACCAGAGAACAGCACCGACUUCUGCCCUGUGGAGAAUGAGCAGACCGAGGCAGACCAGGCUACUGCUGCUGCACAAAGUGUGGCAGAGCAUGGCACGGAAGCCACCGAGGAAGAAGAGAUCCAGAACUAUGAAGAGAAAGCACAGGAGAUCGUACAGAGCAUUCUGCAAGAAGUUGUAAAAACGGUUGCUGGAGAUAUUAAGGAAAGCCAUGAGGGCGAAGCUGAGGCAACUGAGGGCAUUCCAAACUCACUGGAAGAGGAGGCAGGGCUGGGCAGCGACAACGAAAAUGUUCACGUCAACGGCAUCCCUGGCACGCCAAUCUCUGCGAGCUUCACUCCGUCCCUCCCCGACGACAGACUGUCGGUCUCCUCCAGUGACACUCAGGAAUCGGUAGCUACCACUGGUUCAGCACCAGGUGCAAAGUUUUCCCAUAUUCUCCAGAAGGAUGCAUUCUUGGUUUUCCGUUCACUCUGCAAGCUCUCCAUGAAGCCCCUUUCAGACGGUCCCCCUGAUCCGAAGUCCCAUGAGCUGCGGUCCAAGGUCCUCUCGCUGCAGCUCCUCCUGUCCAUCCUUCAGAAUGCUGGCCCCAUCUUCAAAACCAACGAGAUGUUCAUCAACGCCAUCAAGCAGUACCUGUGUGUAGCGCUGUCUAAAAACGGCGUCUCCUCCGUCCCCGAGGUGUUUGAGUUGUCGCUGUCCAUCUUCCUCACCCUCCUGUCCAACUUCAAGACACAUCUCAAGAUGCAAAUCGAGGUGUUUUUCAAAGAGAUUUUUCUUUAUAUUCUGGAAACGUCCACAAGCUCGUAUGACCACAAGUGGAUGGUCAUUCAAACCCUUACUAGAAUAUGUGCUGAUGCCCAGAGUGUGGUAGAUAUUUAUGUUAAUUAUGAUUGUGACCUGAAUGCUGCUAAUAUUUUCGAGAGGCUGGUGAAUGACCUCUCAAAGAUCGCACAAGGACGAGGAGGCCAUGAACUGGGUACAACCCCAAUUCAGGAGCUGACUCUAAGGAAGAAAGGACUGGAGUGUCUGGUGUCCAUUCUCAAGUGUAUGGUGGAGUGGAGCAAAGACCAAUAUGUCAACCCCAAUUCCCAGACAAGUCUCGGUCAAGAAAAGCAUUUAGAACAGGAGACAAAUGAGUCGAAGCAUCCGGAAACGAUUAACCGUUACGGCAGCAUAAACUCUUUGGACUCCACUGCCUCAUCGGGCAUCGGGAGCUACAGCACGCAGAUGUCCGGGACAGACAACCCUGAGCAGUUUGAGGUCCUCAAACAACAGAAGGAGAUCAUAGAGCAAGGCAUUGACCUGUUCAACAAAAAACCAAAGAGGGGCAUUCAGUACCUGCAGGAGCAAGGCAUGCUGGGAACCACGCCCGAAGAUAUCGCCCAGUUCUUACAUCAAGAGGAGAGGCUUGACUCUAGCCAGGUAGGAGAGUUUCUCGGAGACAACGAUCGCAUCAAUAAAGAGGUUAUGUAUGCCUACGUCGACCAAAUGGACUUCCAGGGCAAAGACUUUGUGCCGGCGCUGCGCGUGUUCCUUGAGGGUUUCCGUCUCCCCGGAGAGGCUCAGAAAAUCGAUCGACUGAUGGAGAAAUUUGCUGCUAGAUAUUUAGAAUGCAACCAAGGGACUGUUGGAACACUGUUCGCCAGCGCUGACACUGCGUAUGUUCUUGCCUAUUCAAUCAUCAUGUUGACUACAGAUCUACACAGUCCGCAGGUGAAGAAUAAAAUGACGAAAGAGCAAUACAUCAAGAUGAACCGAGGUAUCAAUGACAGUAAAGAUUUACCGGAGGAGUAUCUCUCAGCCAUUUAUGAUGAAAUCGCAGGGAAAAAAAUAUCAAUGAAGGAGACAAAGGAGUUAACUCUCAAGUCAAAUAAGCAAAGUGUGGCCAGUGAGAAGCAGAGGAGGCUUCUAUAUAAUGUUGAGAUGGAGCAGAUGGCAAAGACAGCCAAGGCUCUGAUGGAGGCCGUGAGCCACGUUCAGGCCCCCUUUACCAGUGCCACCCACCUCGAACACGUCAGACCAAUGUUUAAGCUGGCCUGGACACCCUUCCUGGCUGCGUUCAGUGUGGGUCUGCAGGACUGUGAUGACACCGAGGUGGCCUCUCUCUGCCUGGAAGGAAUCCGCUGUGCUAUCAGGAUAACGUGCAUCUUUAGCAUUCAGUUGGAGCGAGACGCAUACGUACAGGCUCUGGCCCGCUUCACGCUGCUGACGGCCAGCUCGGGUAUAACCGAGAUGAAGCAGAAGAACAUCGACACCAUCAAGACCCUCAUCACAGUGGCUCACACGGAUGGAAAUUAUUUAGGAAACUCCUGGCAUGAGAUCCUGAAGUGCAUAAGUCAGCUGGAGCUGGCCCAGCUCAUCGGUACGGGAGUAAAGGCUCGGUACAUAUCAGGAACUGUACGGGGGAAGGAAGGCUUCAUCACCAGCACCAAGGAACAGACGUCUGACGAGUACCUGGGCUUGGGAGGGAACGUUGAUCGCAAACAGAUUGCAAGCAUUCAGGAGUCUAUCGGAGAGACCAGCUCACAAAGUGUGGUAGUUGCUGUAGACCGGAUAUUCACAGGCUCUAUCAGACUUGAUGGAAAUGCCAUCGUGGAUUUUGUACGAUGGCUGUGUGCUGUCUCGAUGGAUGAACUGGCCUCCCCUACGCACCCUCGAAUGUUCAGUCUGCAGAAGAUUGUGGAGAUAUCAUACUACAACAUGGGUCGUAUCAGGCUGCAGUGGUCCAGGAUAUGGGAGGUUAUAGGAGAUCAUUUCAAUAAGGUCGGCUGUAAUCCUAACGAGGAUGUCGCUAUUUUCGCCGUUGAUUCUCUGAGGCAGCUGUCCAUGAAAUUUUUGGAGAAGGGCGAGUUGGCCAAUUUCAGAUUCCAGAAGGAUUUCCUCAGGCCGUUUGAGCACAUAAUGAAAAAGAACAGAUCUCCUACCAUUAGGGACAUGGUGGUCCGCUGUAUAGCCCAGAUGGUCAAUUCUCAGGCUGGGAAUAUUAGAUCAGGAUGGAAGAACAUUUUCUCUGUGUUUCAUCUCGCUGCCUCUGAUCAGGAUGAGAGUAUAGUAGAGCUGGCCUUCCAGACAACUGGACACAUCGUCACGAAUGUAUUUGAGAAGCAUUUCCCAGCCACCAUUGAUUCCUUCCAGGACGCCGUCAAAUGUCUGUCCGAGUUCGCCUGCAACGCUGCUUUCCCCGACACCAGCAUGGAGGCCAUCCGUCUCAUCCGUCACUGCGCUAAAUACGUCUCCGGCCGACCUCAGGCAUUUAAAGACUAUACCAGUGAUGAUAUGAAUGUUGCGCCAGAGGACCGCGUCUGGGUCAGAGGCUGGUUCCCCAUUCUCUUUGAGCUGUCAUGCAUCAUCAACAGGUGUAAGCUGGACGUCCGGACCAGGGGUCUGACGGUGAUGUUUGAGGUGAUGAAGACGUACGGUCACACCUACGAGAAACACUGGUGGCAGGAUCUGUUCCGCAUCGUGUUCAGGAUCUUCGACAACAUGAAGCUCCCUGAGCAACAGACUGAGAAAGCAGAGUGGAUGACCACCACCUGCAAUCAUGCACUUUAUGCUAUCUGUGACGUUUUCACACAGUACUUUGAAUCUCUCAGCGAUGUUCUGUUAGACGAUAUCCUCUCGCAGCUCUACUGGUGUGUGCAGCAAGAUAAUGAGCAGUUAGCGAGAUCAGGCACUAAUUGUCUUGAAAAUGUGGUCAUUCUCAAUGGAGAGAAGUUUAACGCGGAGACCUGGGACAAGACCUGCAACUGUAUGCUAGACAUUUUCAAAACCACCAUCCCACACACGCUGUUAACGUGGAGACCGGCUGGUACAGAGGGAGAUCACAUGACUCAGCUCGACUCUGAUAAACAGCUGGACUCCAUUUCCCAGAAGUCAGUGGAUAUUCAGACUCGGUCAGAUGACCAGCAGUCAGUGAACAGUAUGGAGAAGGCCUUGGCUGACAACCGCAGGCAGAGUCAGUUCAGUGUGGCUACAGGCAUGUGUCAGGGUGGCCAACCAUCCAGAUUGUUCUCUAAAGUCCAGGAACAGCGGCUGUUUGCAGCUCUGCUCAUAAAGUGUGUCGUCCAGCUGGAGCUCAUUCAGACCAUAGACAACAUUGUGUUCUUUCCUGCGACUAGCAGGAAGGAGGAUGCUGAAAAUUUAGCAGCAGCACAGAGAGAUGCUUUGGGCGCUGAUGUACACGUGGAUACUCAGGACCAGGGAAUGUAUCGCUACCUGACCUCAGAACAGCUGUUUAAACUGCUUGACUGUCUUCUAGAGUCUCAUCGCUUUGCUAAGGCCUUUAACUCCAAUAACGAACAGAGAACCGCGCUGUGGAAGGCUGGUUUCAAAGGGAAGUCGAAGCCCAAUCUGCUGAAACAGGAGACCAGCAGCCUGGCGUGUGGCCUGCGCAUCCUCUUCCGCAUGUACACGGACCCGAGCAGGCAGGACGCCUGGGAGGAGGUGCAGAGGAAACUGCUCAACGUGUGCAGUGACGCUGUGGCUUACUUCCUGACCCUGACGUCUGAGAGCCACCGCGAGGCCUGGACCAACCUACUGCUGCUCUUCCUAACCAAAGUGCUCAAGAUCAGUGAUGACCGGUUCAAGGCCCAUGCGUCCCGAUACUACCCUCUACUUUGUGAGAUCAUGCAGUUUGACCUGAUCCCGGAGCUGAGGGCCGUCCUGCGCAAGUUCUUCCUGCGCAUCGGAUUGGUGUUCCACAUCACCCAGGGUUUGGAAGCAGAUCAGCCAUCAGGCGACCAAACUCCCAAUGACGCCUAGAAGCAGCAACAGCAGUGCCUGUUCCUGAACACCACAGACACGCAGUGGUCUCCUCUUGUCAUCUGCAGGACGUUAGCAUCUGAUCUCCUGCAACUAAUGAGGAACGAGGAGAUAGAAAAGAUGGACUGUGUUAGAUAUGACGGUACUAAUAUCAACCCCCCUCCCCCGGCCCACCUCGCCCUUUCAGGGUCUGCUCUGGACAGCCAGUCCCAGUUCAGGAAUUAUGUCCCAUCCACUGGACAAAUGACCAGGCCUUGUAUAAUAGGAUUAACUCAUCUAGAGCAUCAUGAGGAUGCUGAAUAUCGCUACUACUUUACAAAUGCUUGACCUUUGAGAGCUUCAAAAGGUCCAGAUAGAUUUCAAAACAGUGUCUUGGCAUUAUAUUAAAAGCUGUUUGAAGAAUAAGAGAAGGGUUGCAUAUCAAGCAAUGUGAUGGGAUGUUUCAAGUGAUUCAGAUUUUUUUUUUUUGCACUGCUAAUGGCUAACAUUGGCAUGAAUAACUCAGAAGAAACUAGUUGUACAGAAUUCCAGCUUUGUAAUGUAAUCUCAUAACACUAGAUUUUGUUUUCUGUAUCUUUUUCGUUUGUUUGUCGGAUAUUUGCUGCACUUGUUUUCUUGAUCUAAAUGCACUGGAGAUUUUUACUUUUGUGAUAAAUUAUUGAACUAUGCCAUCUUUCCCUCCUUAACGGUCCAGCUGGAGAUUUCUAAUACAAUAUGAAUUGAUUAGUUCAAUUUACUCCAUUUUCUAUAUUGCUGACACUUUUUUUUUAUUAAACACUGGGGGGCAACUGAGAUCAUUUAAAAGGAAAUAACUGGAACUUUAAAAAAAUUGGGGGACGAGUUAAAUGUGAGCUGCAUCUGAGUCACUGGUUUGUAUCCCUGUUGGAAGUUAGGCUUCACACUAUGUGUAAAAAUUUUUACAAAAAAAGAUAAUAUAUUUAAAUUCUUCUCUUUGUUUUUGGGGGUGGGUUGUAUUGUAUAGAAAUUAAUGAUAGCUGCGCUUUAAAACUGUUGAUGGAAUAAGGAUGUGAAGCAUUCCUGGUUAGUGAGGGUGACUGUAAUGGUAAAACCCUGUAAAGUUUUCUAUAUGGAAUAAAAUGAUCUGUACAACUCUA